AUGGAGACGGAGCAAAGCUGCGUGGAGACUUCGGCGACUCUCCGGGCGAUGAAAGAUCUGCUCCAGAAACCGGCUCACGGAGGUGAGGAUGCCCCGGUGAAGCAAGACGAAAUCGAUUACGUCGAUUUUGAGUUUGUGGACGUGAAGACAAAAGGGGCAAAAGCUGGGAAAGACUGUUGCUUUGGUUGGAAAAACCAAAUGUCUGUCCUUAUUGACAAGAGGAGCGCGGGAGCUCCGUGCGCAACGGGACCAACCCAUGAGCUGGCGAAUAAAGCAGAGAUUGAUUCUGAGAGGAAAGGGGGCUCCGGGGAUGAUAAACGUGCAGGAGCGGGCGAGGAGUGUCUCCCUGAUUCAUCAUCGUCAUCAGUUCCUCAUUGUCUCAACGCAAAGUCAGAGGGUCGUCUCGAAUCAGGAGACCGAAGCGAGCGCGCUAUUACGCAGCCGGAUGUGUCCAAACCCGAGGACUUGAAGACAGAAAGAGAUGGUGAAUUACACUGUGAUGACAAUUAUCUGAGUGGGAGAAGUGAGUCGGGUGAUUACAAUGAUGAUGAAGAGGAGGAUAGUGUUAGUUUGGUGCUUUCUGAUGACUGCGUCCCGUGCGUAACCGAUGACGAGUCUCAUUACAUUACCACACACGAGAUUCAGCUCUCUGAGCUGUCUGACCACGGGGGUGACUACGACCUUGGGGCGGGCUCCUCCACCAGCUGGGACAUUGAGGAUAACAACCAGGUGUACACCUUUGUCGAUUAUGCUUCGUUCGACGGAGACGGGGCGACGGGGGAGAGGGGGGCCGGCGGCCAGCCUCGCUCUCAGGGCGCAGCAGCAACAGUCAGCACUCUGCUUGAAAGUGAUCCGUGCGACGCGGCCAAGAUCACCAGCUCAGAUGAGAGUGUGUCAAAGCCCCAGAGGCAGCAGCACCAGCAGCAGUGCAGUGGAAACAGUGGGGGGCAGAUCCACCUGUCAAUCAGGGCCACUUCUCGCGCUAUAAAUGACCCUGGCAACAUCCAAGAGCAUGGGAAUAUUCUUUAUCAUACCGGGCGCUCCGGAGACCUGGGUCGCUAUGUGUUAAGGGGAGUUGAUGGGAAGACAGAGACGCUGUGUGACAGGGCGAAGUGUUUCAUAGCUGUGCCAGGACGCGUGCACUUUGGCGGCAAAUUAAAGGGGAAAGAGGUCACUGAGUAUUCCAGCGGUGCGUCCAGCGCCGUCAGCGAGCUGGACGACGCUGACAAGGAGGUGCGCAACCUGACAGCCAGAACCUUCAAGAGCCUGGCUUACCCUUACUUUGAUGCCAUCAAUUUCAGCACCUCCAGCGAGUCCUCUGCAUCAGAGCACGGCAUAGGGAUAAACAGGUGGUCCACGUUUGUUGACCUGAAAUAUGGCAACAUGAACAUGUCACAGGGACUGGACCAAAUAGGUGUUUCCCACCCAAACUCGACGGCCUCCUUUGAAAUAGCAAAAAACAUAGAAAAUAGAGGUUAUAAGGACAUUGCACUGGCAAGCAUCAAACCGCCCCCCGGCAAGAUUUUCACUCUGAGUGAAAACCCCCAUGGUGCGUCGUCUUCCACCAAGAAAAUAGAGCUGAUGGGGAAAUUCAGUCAGGGUCACAGUGGGGUGAUACGACUCACGGAGACCCUGAAUUUUCGAUGCAAUGUGAAAUCGGGAAUGUCUGGUGGAGAAAGGCGCACGAACUUUGCAGAAAACGCCGCAGGAUCACGUUCCACGGAUGAAGUUACCAACAGCUUGCAAAGCAGCCAGAAGAGAGUGGCCAGCAAGCCGCCCUUUAAAACCAUGGAGGACACGCACAAGAAAGCCAUAUUUGCAUCGAGCCUGAUCAAAAAUGUGAUUUCUAAGAAGAUGCAGUUCGAGCAGGAGCGCAAGAUGGAAAGGGGGGAGAUCAGCGAGUCGCAGCGGGCGCCUUCUCCGUGCUGUGUGCAGCAGGAGAGCGACAGUCACCAGGGGAAGGGGAGCAGGGAGCUGCAGCGGCAGAGCUCCAGGUUCUCAGAGAGCAGCUCCGACUACGCCAUAAUGUGCGUGGAUGAAUUAGGGGACCUUGUGGACAGCGGCUCGUGCGAUACCAGGAGCGACUCCCGGAGACAGGACGCGCCCGCUCCCGCACCAGAAACUAAUUUGGAGCCGGCAAACGAGGUUGGAACCGAUACUAAAAAAGGCGCAAUGGAAGCGUCCAGGAGCACGCUCCUCCGCAGCCAGAAUAGCGCGUUCAGAUGCUGGAGGGACGAGGAGCUAGAGUUUCAUAAGGAUCGUAAAAACGAUCAAACUUGGGAGGAGAAACCGCCGUCGGCUCACGACAGAGAGCGCGACGGGGAUCAGCGCACGGCGGGCAGCGGCAAACCCACCAAAAUGUCACAUUUGUUUGUGCCAAGUAUCCAACUGCUGCCCGGUGACGGAGAGGUCGGACAGCAGCUGCAGAGCCGGAGUUAUUCCCCGUGUGGCGAGGGAGGAGGCGUGAAACCGCGCUCCGACAACACUUUAAACGUCACGGACUCCAGGAGCGUGGCUACCUCCAGAUCUCCGGAAAUUAAAAUCAACUUGAGGAGCGUCAGGGACAACAAAGCAGAGCCUUUCGGCGUCUCCAAGCUGCGCGCUCCUAAUAUAGGCUAUAACGCGGCCAGCCACGCCAGAGCGGAUGACUUCAAAUGCCAGUCGCUGGCUGCAGCUCUGAAGGGUGAGUGCUCAGAUAAAGUGCCGCAUUUCAUGGUCAGAGACAUCAGAGACAAUAUAGGGAAACUACAGACUCCAAUUCACCAGGUGAGGGACGUGCGUAAACUCGUUAAAAGCUCCUAUCACUUUGUUUCUGUGGAUAACAAUGACACUAAAUCUAACACCGCAUCGGCUGACAACCAUCCAGAGCUAAUGAAGCAAACGCCCGGUCGAAAUCCCAAUUCUGUGUCCCCCAUAGUGAUAAAAUGUCAGUCUGUGAAUACAAACAAUAACGGAAAACAGUGUGGUGAUAUUGACUUGUCUAACCGGGAUCCCUUGGACAUUGACAGAGCGUCUCCAGAAGGCGCCAAAGGAGCUCUACUGCAGUGGGCAGCAGGGACAGCAGCAUCAAAUAAUUCCCCAGAGGGAGACAUUGGUUUGAGAAUUGAAAGCAGAAUGGCUUCAAAUAAACAGGAAAAUACAUCAGAUAUUACAGAUAAGAAACCCGAAUCCAAAAUGGCAAACCAGGGGGCUCUGGCAAAACUCCAGGCUGCCGUGAAGACCAUGGAGCAGCUCUAUGUGUAUGAGAAAAAUAAUUGGAAAAGGAAGAAUGAGCUGCAGCCCCUCACAGACAGCCACGUGCUCUCGAUGCUAGCUAGCGAGGGACGAGGAGGACCCGAGGAGGACGUAGGGAGAGGGUCCAACAUGUACCAGCCAUUGAGACGAGACUCCUAUCCCAACUUAACCAAGACACCACCCGCACGAACAGCAUCCCCUAGCGGUGAGAGCCUGCUGCAGCGGGAGGACAAAGACCCUCUCAAGGGAUUUCAGACAUCUGGUGGCCGUGAAGACAGGCUGUUUGCUAAGUCUGCGCAAACCACUGGAACCACAGGCAGCCCAAACAAGUUCAGCCUCAGCUCUAGCCUCAAAGCUUCUGCAGCCGCUAAGAUGACUCAGUCAAACGCAACUGCACAAACUCCUUACAGCACCAAAAACUUUGUCCCGAAGUCCCCCAAGCUGCCCGUGUCAUCAAAAAUCUGUCAGCAAAGGGGAAGCGGAAACGAUGGACCUCAAUCAAAGGAGGUGGACAGAUUUUCACAGGACAAUGAGAACUAUCUAACCAUUCCGGUGAAGUCUCAUGCCAGCAGCAGCAAAAAGCCCCCUUGUGGUGAUAGAACAUCUGUGUAUUCAUCCGCCGCUCAGUCACACCCAACCACUCCUCCAGGAUACUUUGGAUCUGGUGCACAGGGCCAUGAGGACCACAGUCAGACCCAUAAACGCUCCAGCAUCGUGAUGGAGACAUGCUCACCAGAGAUACCCUCUGCUACCAUCUACCACUCCUUACCACUGGGCAUGUCCCCCAGUCAGCCGCACGUUUACUGCUUCUCCCCGGCAGUCACCCCCGCUCCCACCAUGGACCCCUUCCAGGCCACCCAGCGGAAGAUGCUCCUGGAUCCCACCACUGGAAACUACUACCUGGUGGACACUCCUGUGCAGCCGGCCACCAAGCGCCUCUUCGACCCCGAAACAGGCCAGUAUGUGGAUGUGCCCAUGCCGCAGCCUCCCAUGACUCCGAUGCCCAUGCCAAUCUCACCAUUGGCACUCAGUCCAGGAGCAUAUGGACACACCUACAUGAUCUACCCAGGCUUCAUGCCCACACCCUCAAUGAUCCCGACCCGGACGCUGGUGCAGUCCCAGAUGUCGAUGCAGCCGGGGAUGGAGAGUGGCGAGAAAGCCAUGUCCCAGCAGACUGAGGGGAUGUACAUGGAGAGCCCCUACUACAUGGCAACUGGGAAGUCUCCCCAGGCGGCCACUGGUUCUCAACAGCAGGCCUAUACCAUCCGGCCGCUACAGGGCUACUCCGGCGUCAAGCAGCCGGUCAUCAGCAUUACAUCCCAACAGGGGCCCCGGAUCAUUGCCCCACCCUCAUUUGAUGGGACCACCAUGAGCUUCGUGGUGGAGCACAGAUAGACAGCAGCUCACCUGGACAGAACUGAAGUCUGGGUGGAUGCUGGACUGCUCCGGGUUCCGGGCUCUUCACUGGGCUGCAUCCUGUAUGCUUGUUUUAUCAGCUGGAGGGGGGGAUGGUGUCGCCGGUUUAUAUCAUUUGUACAAGAAGGUCUGUGUUCCUUGCUUUGUUUUAUCUCCUCACGUUGUAAAAAUAUUGGAAAGACUUUAUACUCAGGCCUAUAUUGCACAGACUCUGCUUGUAUGUAAUCACUCACUCCCAAUACUAAUCAGGGUUUAGUUCUGAUAAAAAAAAAAAAAUAAGAUUAUGUCAGGAUUAUGAAUAUGAUGUUUGUCGUGUAUUUUGGACAAUCCGAUUGGACAAGGCUCCAACAGAUGGAAACAAUUAUGAUAACCAUCUUGAUUUCAUUUUUAGGCCUCGUUAUAGCAAUGAACUAUGAACUGUCGGUUACUGCUGGAAUUUAAGUCAUGAAAUUACUUGCUGACUGGUUUGUGGUGACAGAUAUGUCAUUUGUGAUGCUUUUGUGUGCAUAAUGUAAUUUGUGAGUUUAAUCUGCACAGUGGUAGACAUACAACAGAUGUUUCACCAUGCUCCUGCAGACACACAGUUUGUGGAAGCCAUGAUGUGUUGUAUGGGAGCUUUUCUGUUUUCAUUCAGUGACCACAUGGAGGAAGUUUGUGUUUGUGGAAAGAUCCAGUUGGCUCAUUUAAAUUUUCCCUCUGUUUUCACUGGAAUGUAAGGAAUGUGAUUGUGCAGCUGCAGAAUUCACUCCAUCAGGUACAGCAAAGAGAGAGAACCAGUAACUGUCUGAUUUGCAAACUGGUUUUCAAUUCGCCCCCUUUCAACAUGUAUUUCCAUGUGUGUCACUGUUACUACAUGACGAUAUCGAAACUGAAUUAUUUGAUACUGAGUUAUUUGUUUGUAUGUAAUCAUUCUCAGACUGUGGACCUGCUGGACAGUCCAUGUUUUUCUUAAACUCUGAGACAACAGAGGUUUUAGAAUGUUCGCUGUAUUUGACAAAAGAGAAUAGAGAGAAGAUCAUGUGUCUCAUUUAGAAGCAGUUUGUGUCAACAGAUCCUGUUUUGAUUGUAUUUGAUAAGGCACACACAUUAAUAAGGUUUUCCUGACGUUUAAUUUUAGUUUCAGCUGCUGAAAUGUUAUGGUUUUCAAAUUGAUUGUGGAUCCUCCCCUCUGGACUGGAGGCCGAUUUGUUAGCAACAAAACUAAUCCAAGAUUUUAUAAAUUGUAUAUGAUGCACGUGUCCUGAUACUAUAAAUUAAGGUAAGCUUUAUAAUCUACUUUCCCAGUUAUUUUGCAGUUAACUGAUUAGCUCACUGUUCUUGCUGAUAGGUUGUUCAAUCAUUUAAUCAUAAAAUGGUAAAUCCUUCCAGUAGCUUUUAUUCUGCCUGUUGCAGCACUUUUCUUGUGAUAUUUCAGCAGUUUUUGAACGAACACGAUUAUUAACACUUUUACUUCAGUAACAGCGACAUGUGUGUAUACGUGUAAAUACUUUUUUUCACAGGUUUCAUGGAGUACCUGGUGCCAGGAAGCAUCCCUGAAUGAUUUUGGGACUUUAGCUGUUUCAGGGUUUUGUGCAGAGUCGGGGUCACUGGACCACUCUGCUGCUUUGAAACUAUUACAUGAACCUUGUGGACAGACAGUAAAUCAGGGUAAAGUAGGUAGGUUUGUCAUGGAAAGGAGAGGUGAGGAUGUUAGAGACUAUUGGAAAGAAGUGGUGAGCACACGUGAGGUGAAGAGGUCGAGAAAGAGAAAUGUUCACCUUUAUGAUGUAUUUUUUUCCACUUAGAGUCGUUUUGCAAAUGUACAGUGUUGUCAAAAGUGUGUCACAAAUACGGAAUGCAAUAUUACAUUAGUAUGCUGUUGGUAAAUGUGUUUGUGCGUCUUUGAAAUUGAAUAAACAUGAGACCCUUUUUGCAAA
Messenger RNA from Platichthys flesus (European flounder), 6566 nucleotides. RefSeq names its product chromosome 24 C4orf54 homolog (gene c24h4orf54). The coding region runs from base 1 to 4629 and encodes 1542 amino acids. The transcript is spliced from 2 exons. Lineage: Eukaryota; Metazoa; Chordata; Actinopteri; Pleuronectiformes; Pleuronectidae. The record is from RefSeq and is a predicted model, not a curated record.